AUGUCGCAGAACAACGCAGUGCAAUACCCCGAGCCAACCGGGGACGCGGAGGAACCAGUCGUCGAAGAAGCACAGGCAGAAGAACCUCGAGCAGAAGCUGGGCAAAACCCGCCGGAGCCAAACCCGCAACUGGGCCAAGGAGGGCAGCUGAAGACUCUGCGGAAAAAUAUUGGGAUCCUGGAAAAGUCGGUAGCAGAACUAACAAGACUGACGCUCAAAGGGGUGAUCAAGCGAAUCAUGGAUUACGUAACCCGCCCAGUCUCCGAGUUCAAUAAGUACGAGGCAGUCGAUUUAUUAUUAGAGAGCCUGCAAAACACCGCGAGGGGCAACCAAGACGGAAAGAAAGAGUACUAUCGUCUGGUGUACCAAACGGCAAGAAGCAAGAUAGACUUGCCGAAAGACCAUUUCAGAUCUCUGGUGAUGCGACUGUUGGGCAGUAAGGACCACACCACGGUCUUUGAGGCCGUCGCGAAGGUCGAAAAGGCGGCCAGGGGUAGAGGAGCUUCAUGGGGGUCCUCUACAUGGCCUCGUUCGACACCUUGGAAUCGAGGCCGGGCCUGGAGAGGCGCUUCACCACAGUGUUACGCCUGCCGAAAGUACGGCCACAUCGCAGCCCGGUGCUUCAGAAGAAACCCAGGAACGCGACAGCAAUAUACAAGGGGUCGCGGAGGAUCGCAGACGGGAAGCUCUAAUAGUGGCAACUAGGGCAAAUAAUCAUACACACGACCGUGUAAUGUCUUUGUUUCCUGAUAGUAUACA
Exaiptasia diaphana is the source of this 759-nucleotide messenger RNA. RefSeq lists its product as uncharacterized. Gene Ontology annotation, molecular function: nucleic acid binding; zinc ion binding. Lineage: Eukaryota; Metazoa; Cnidaria; Anthozoa; Actiniaria; Aiptasiidae. The record is from RefSeq and is a predicted model, not a curated record. The transcript has 2 exons. Bases 1 to 705 code for a protein of 234 amino acids.